Cucumis sativus (cucumber) is the source of this 1032-nucleotide messenger RNA. RefSeq names its product endonuclease 1. Gene Ontology annotation, biological process: DNA catabolic process. Lineage: Eukaryota; Viridiplantae; Streptophyta; Magnoliopsida; Cucurbitales; Cucurbitaceae. The record is from RefSeq and is marked provisional. Gene Ontology annotation, molecular function: endonuclease activity; nucleic acid binding.
AUAUGUGCCAAUAUUUCAAUAAUAAUAACUUGUACUCAACCAUCACCUCUCUUUCUAUAUAUAUAUAUGUAUAUAUAUAUAUAUAGAUACAUAUAGGCUUGUGCAAACAUUUCUUUUCAACUCAACAAAAUGGGAAAAUUGGUAUUUUUGGUGGUGUUAAUUUUUAUUUCAUUCCUUCUAGUCCUGCCUUGUGCUCAAGGAUGGAGCAAAGAAGGUCAUAUCCUAACAUGUGAAAUUGCACAGGAGCUACUGAUUCCAGAGGCAGCAGAGGCAGUUCAAGAUCUGUUACCUGAAAGUGCCGGAGGAAAUCUAUCGGCGAUGUGCGUAUGGCCGGACCAAAUCCGACUCCAGUCUAAGUACCGCUGGGCCAGUCCCCUUCACUACGCCAACACCCCCGACUCUUGUUCUUUCGUCUACAAAAGGGAUUGUCAUAAUGACGCCGGACAGCCGGACAUGUGCGUCGCCGGUGCCAUUCGAAAUUUCACCACUCAGCUCACAACCUACCGAACACAAGGCUUCGACAGUCCUCAUAACUUGACCGAGGCCUUGCUCUUUCUAUCGCAUUUCGUUGGGGAUAUUCAUCAGCCAUUGCAUGUGGGGUUCGAGAGUGAUGCGGGAGGAAACACCAUAGAAGUACGAUGGUUCCGUCGUAAAUCAAACCUCCAUCACGUGUGGGAUAGAGACAUUAUUCUUGAAGCUCUAGGAGAUUAUUACGACAAAGACGGUGGCCUUCUCUUAGAUGAACUUAACCGGAAUUUAACUCAGGGAAUUUGGAGCAAUGACGUUUCGGAAUGGGAGCGUUGUUCUACUGUUAAUUCAUGUGUUAAUAGGUGGGCUGAUGAGAGUACAGGGUUGGCUUGCAAGUGGGCAUAUGAAGGAGUUGAAGCUGGUAUUACUUUAUCAGAGGAAUACUACGAUUCAAGGUUGCCAAUUGUGAUGGAACGAUUAGCUCAAGGUGGGGUCCGGUUGGCAAUGCUCUUGAACCGGGUUUUUGCUGAAGAUGCUACACGAGGAUUUGCCUAUUCAUCUUGA